AUGCCCAGAACGAGGUACGAGUCCCUCAAGCUCGACUGCACACGACCGAGCGACGACAAGCACAGUCGAUGGCACCCUACCGUGCAGGCAGGGUGGCUCUCGCGUACGUUUUUCACUUGGGCGUCGCCCCUCUUGGCACUGGGCAACCAACGUCAAUUGCAGCCCGACGACUUGUGGCCCCUGGAACCUGCGAACCAGUGCCACCAUGUGAGCAGCCAGUUCGAACCCGCCUUUGAAAAAGCGCGUCGGUCCAUCUUAUGGACCAUCGUGGCGACGUACGGGUGGAGGUUUGCGUUGGCCGGUUUGUUACAGCUCGGCGCGGUCGGCGGCACACUGCUCGGGCCGUGGGUGCUGCGCGAGAUCUUAGCAGCCGUCGAGUCGCCCGACGAGUUCGACGCCGUCGCGAUAGGACAGCGCAUCGUCCUGCUGCUCGUGGUCAAAGUCGUGCAGGCCGUGAUAACAGCCCACGCCAACCUGGACAACCAGGUGGUUGCCGUUCGCAUCACGUCUGCCCUGCAGCACCUGCUCUUCCAGAAAGCCAUCGCGCUGGACACGAAAUGUCGGCGAGACAAGACCGCCGGCGAGAUCGCCAACCUGUUCUCGAACGACAUCACGUGGAUUCUCAACUUUUCCGUGUUUGCAAACCAACUGUGGCUCAUCCCCGUCCAGGUCAUUGCGACGACCGUGAUGCUGUACAACGUGAUCGGGUGGGCGACGUUCGUCGGGUUCGGAGUCAUCGUGGUCACGUUGGUCGGCAACAACUUCCUCGCCGCCAUCCAGCACGGCGCGUUCAAGCUUCUCAUGGAGUGUAAGGACGACCGCAUGAAGUGCGUCGACCAAGUGUUUGGCGCCAUGCAAAUCAUCAAGAUGAACGCGUGGGAGGACAAAGUUGGCGACAAGCUUGCCGCCAAACGCAACGCCGAGCUCGCAACUCUGUGGCGGAUCUUUACGUUGGCCAGCGCGAGCACGGCCGUGCUGUACCUCGGCCCGGUCCUCGUCACGAUCGUGUCGUUUGCCACGUAUACUCUCGUGAUGCAGCAGUCGCUGAGCGCCACGAAGAUGUUUACCGCGCUCACGCUGUUCAACUUGCUCAGGUUUCCACUGAGCGGGCUACCUACAAUCGUUGCGAGCAUGAUGCAGGCGCUCGUGGCCGUGCGGCGCUUCGCCGAGUUCCUCGACCUGGACGAAAAGGAUCCAACAAAUAUCACGACGCGGACGACCGCAACCCCAGCUGAGGCGGCGAUUUUCAACGCGCAGAAUGUCGAGAUUGCCAUCACAAAGGCACGUUUUGGGUGGGACGCCGCCAAGCCGCUGUUCACGGACGUCAACUUGACCGUCCAGCGCGGCGAGUUUGUCGUGGUCCAUGGGUCGGUCGGCGAAGGCAAGUCGUCGCUGUGCGCGGCGCUGCUCGGCGAAAUGGACAAGUACGAAGGCACGGUGUUUGUGGGCGGCCGCCCGUACGACCGCGUCAAGUACGCCAACGUGUUGGAAGCGUGUGCGCUGACGAAGGACCUGGCGCUGUUUGCGGCCGGCGACCGGACCGAGAUCGGCCAGAAGGGGGUCAACUUGUCUGGCGGGCAAAAGGCGCGCAUCAGUCUGGCGCGGGCGUGCUACAGCGACGCCGACAUUUUCAUCUUGGACUCGCCGCUGUCGGCCGUCGACGCGAUCGUGCAAAACGAGAUCUUCACCAAGUGCUUUCUCGGUCUGCUGCGCCACAAGACAAUCGUCCUCGUCACGCACUCUCCCGAGAUCAUCGCGUCCAAGUUUAUCGACCGCACGAUUGAAAUCAAGGACGGCCAGUUGCUCGGACGUAUGGUCAACCGACGGGCUCCUGCGGCGCUGCCUCGGGGAAUGAUUCCGCUGGCCAUGCAUCGUCUUUAUGGGAAAGGAGAUGUCGCCGACACGAAGUUGCCUAGUUCGGACGUUCCAACCUACAACGCGAUGGCGUCGACGAGCUACUUGGAGCCACCGCGGUCGCCAUUCCCCGUCGGGUUCGAGUCGCUUGCGAGCCCCAUCUUUGACGAAUACCAUGUUCAGCACUUCGACGAGUAUAGUCCUCGCACUGGCCGGCUACUCCAUGACGAGGAGCGCCAGCAUGGCCGCGUGGCGACCCAGGUCUUCUGCGACUACCUCCACGCAGUGGGGGGAUGGCCAGUGUUGAUGUCCUGGGUCGGCCUCCUCACGGUGUGGCAAUGCCUCAUGGUAGCGGGCGACUUUUGGUUGAGCUCGUGGAGCGCAUCUGCAGCCACGAUGUCGGGUCCCGAGUUUUUGCACACGGCAGCAUACUACCUUGCCGUGUACUCGGCACUGUCUCUCGGGAGCGUCGUCAUGACCAUCUUUCGGACGCUCUCCAUUUACACUGCUGGCGUCCGUGCCUCCCAGCGCUUGUUUGACGCCAUGACCCGUGCUCUCCUGCGCGCGCCCAUGCGCAUCUUUGACACUACUCCCAUCGGUCGCAUCCUGAAUCGAUAUAGCAACGACAUCAACACGAUUGACACGACCAUUCCGUUUGGCAUUAGCGGGCUCAUUUCCGCCAUUUUCACGUCGCUCUUUGUGCUCGGGACGACGUUUUACGUGCACGAAAACGUCGAUGCGGACGGCAUCUAG
Molecule: messenger RNA, 2607 nt
Organism: Aphanomyces invadans
Lineage: Eukaryota; Oomycota; Saprolegniomycetes; Saprolegniales; Verrucalvaceae
Exons: 3
Coding region: 1-2607 (868 amino acids)
Biological process (GO): transmembrane transport
Cellular component (GO): membrane
Molecular function (GO): ATP binding; ATP hydrolysis activity; ABC-type transporter activity
Source: RefSeq, a predicted model, not a curated record